Molecule: messenger RNA, 1074 nt
Organism: Sitophilus oryzae (rice weevil)
Lineage: Eukaryota; Metazoa; Arthropoda; Insecta; Coleoptera; Curculionidae
Product: piezo-type mechanosensitive ion channel component-like
Exons: 9
Coding region: 64-1074 (336 amino acids)
Biological process (GO): regulation of membrane potential; cellular response to mechanical stimulus; detection of mechanical stimulus
Cellular component (GO): membrane
Molecular function (GO): mechanosensitive monoatomic ion channel activity; monoatomic cation channel activity
Source: RefSeq, a predicted model, not a curated record
AUUUUUUAUCCGCCGAAUAUAGUUGGACUCCAACGAAAUUUGAGCACUUCGUUUGCCAUAGCCAUGUUGGCCUCCUUAUUUUUCCAUAGAGCAAUACUACAGCUGCUGGGAUUAUGGAAGCCUUAUGUCUAUCGAUCGACGAAAUUGAUACAAGAUGGUGAUUAUAUUUUACAACGCCAAAAACUAGUGAGUGCUCCAAAUCCUCCAAAUGCAACAUCUAAAAAAGUAUAUACAAUAGAGUCUACCAAUGUAAAAUUGGGAGACUACUUUCCUCAAUCAGUAAUGCAUGGGGCGCAAAAGUAUGGUGAAUCAGUAAAGUCGUUCCUUCAGCAACUCCUAACGCCAUCAAGUACACAAGUACCAGUAGACGUCUACACUCCAAUGUUCUUUUGCGACCUCAUCAACUUAUUUAAUAUUACAUUCUUCUUCGAUUCAUUUAUGGACAAAGAGGAAAAGCACGGCCUCAUAGGUUUCUUGAUGACAAACAAGGUGCCGAUGUCCUUUAUAGUGACAUUUUUGCUUCAGUUCGGUAUGAUGGUGGUGGACCGAUGGAUAUACAAAGGCAAACGACGAUUCAUCAAGACGCUGUUUCACUUUUUCCAAGUGUUUACGUACCAUAUAUGGUUUUUCAUAAUAUACCCCAUGGUCACCCUUAGAGUGUUCAGUGAGACGCCUGCGGUACAAACCUUCUACGUUACAAAGUGCAUGUACUUUCUGUUUUCGGCCUAUCAGAUAAGAAAUGGAUAUCCCAUGUUAAUAUCAAUGCAUUUCUUGUGGCAUAGAUACACUACAUUUAACAGGUUUGCGUUUAAGUUUUACACUCUAAUCCCAUAUGUUUUUGAACUACGAACUUUGUUGGACUGGACAAUUACCGACACUUGCCUAGGAGUGUCACAAUAUUUCAAAAUGGAGGACAUAACUGAGAAUAUCUAUGAUCAAAUGUGUGAAAGAGAGUUUGAAAAGCUGACGUCCAGUGAGGAAUCAUCGGGUAAAAGAAAGAAAAGGCCGCUGAAGUACGCGUUAGGAUGUCGGUACAGUAGGAGUGACCACGCAUCCACCAAGAAUGAGGCUUAG